AUGAUAUUAGGCACAGAAGUAAACGAGUUUGUGACAAAUCGUCAAUAGUCUAAAAUACACUACCUGUCUUAGGAGAAUAAACUUCUACAAGAGUAUAUUGCUGACUUAGAGAAUGCAUUGAAGUUGAAUAAAUAGGCCAUGUCAUUGGCUUUGGAUAGCAAGCGAUCUCAACAAACAAAAGAUGGAAGCAGCACUUCUUCAAGUGAAUAAUUUCAGAAUUCAGAAUUGGUCAAACAUUUAAAUGAGGAGAAUAAGAAAUUAAUGGAGGCCUUAACAAAACAACAAAAAGUGAGCAGCUAACUACAAACCAAAAUACUCCUAUCUGAAUAGAUAGCUGAGGAACAAUCAAAUUAUUAUAAAGACUUGAUUAGUGAUUUAGAAUAUAAGUUAAUUGAAUUGAAACGCAAUAUUCACGAUAAGGAAUACGCUAUAUAAGAGUUAGAAAGAAUGAAGCCGAUCUAGGAGAAGGAGGGCUAAUUAGUUAAAUUGGUUGAAGUAGUAACUCCUUCCGAAUAGAAUCUAAAAUUGCAUGAGGAGUUGGAAAGUGUGAGAGGAGUCUUGCAGAAAAUUACAGCGGAAGCUUAGAGUGUUUCAGAGAGCAAUAAUGCAUUAAGGGAAGUAAAUUAUCAUCUGAAAAGGGAAAUAUUCAAAAUGAGAAUAGUACUGAGAAGUUAAGUGAACUAUUAAAAUAUGAAGGAUUUCGUGUACAAUGAGUAUCUUGAAAAAACAGAUAACAAUCUUGAAUUGAAUAGGGAGUUGUAAAAUCACAGAGGCAGACUAGAGUAAAUGCAUUAAGACCUGUAUGGAACAACAAGUCUCGGCUAUGGGUUUUCUCCAGAGCCAUAACAGUUGAAAUAUUUGAGCAAAAAUGAAAGGAUGAUUUAUUAAGAGAAAUUACAUAAAAUGGAGAUGAUGGUUAAAGGAUUCAAAGAACUAUUUGAAAAAGAAAAAAACAGUAAUUUAAAUGUGAGCAAAUUGUAUAAUGAAUUAAUCAAGAGGUACGAAUAAAUUCAAGACACCAAUGAAUUAUUAAUACGAUCAAACCAAUUAAAAGAUUAAAGGAAUGAUCAAUUAAUGGCAGAACUGUAAUUUUAUAAGAAAUAAAACUAAAACUUUAUGGAACAACUCAAAACUAGAAAAUAAUUCAACUCUGUACAAUUAAAUCAAGAGUAAGAUAUAGCUGUUGGCAUCUUCAGUCCCAGAUUCAAUUAAAAUAAUGAACGAGUCAAUACUUAACCAUCCUAUUUUGUCAGAUAAUCUUAACAGGUAUCAAAUGCUGAUGUGAAAUUUGAUGACACAGAACCAAAGGAAAAUAUCUCAGUUCAACUAAGCAAUUCUAAUCAGAAAACUCAGAAUCAGAAAUAAAAUCAAUAGGUUGUCCCCUAAAUGAAAAUGAAGAAAUUGCAAUUAAAAGAGUUAGAAAUCAAUACUGAUGAGAACUUUGAGCAAGCACCCUAUUGUUAGACUGCCAGAGCUGAUUCAAAACCAAUUACUAGAAAUCAAAUGCAAUCUUAGAAAGCUUAGUACUAUGAUAUGACAAGGGAAGAAUGCGUUAACUUCAUUAUGUCAAUGUCAAGUGAAUUCUUUUAGCAUUUCGACAUAAGUAAUAUAAAGAAAAAAUAGUUAAUUAAAUAAAUGGAAGAUCCUCUGUCAUAAAACAAAAGAGUAAAACGAUCUUAUAGUAAUCCUUUUUCUUACUUUUCAAAUGAAACUCAAGUCGCUUUUUCGAAACCUCCUUAAUAAUCUGUUGUAGCUAUAACCAAAAAUGAAAUUUAAUAAUUAUUAGUUGAAUUAACAAGCAAAAAGAAGUAGUAAUCCGAGCAAUUUGAUUUAUUCAGUGUUGAUGUUUCUUAAAUUGACGGAAAUAAGAACAAAAAAUAAAUUCUUGAUUAAGAUAUUAGCUUUAUUUCAAAUAUCGAUUAAUAGGAUUGA
Molecule: messenger RNA, 1932 nt
Organism: Paramecium tetraurelia
Lineage: Eukaryota; Ciliophora; Oligohymenophorea; Peniculida; Parameciidae
Exons: 5
Source: RefSeq, a predicted model, not a curated record